AUGGCCGCAAUUAUCACUGCGCCAAACACGCCCUUGUUAAUCUAUGGUUCCGUCAUUCAGUCAGCUAGUGUGGACGAUCUUGAUUACGUCGAACAAGGCUUUCUAGUCAUCCAAUCUGGCAAGAUCCUUCACUAUCAGAAGAACGUCAAGAAGGAUGAUAUCCCUAGCAUACUUGAGAGUCUUGACCUCAAGGCCCUUCUCCCCAGUGUUCGUCAUCUGAAAAGAGGUCAAUUUGUCAUUCCUGGCUUCGUCGAUACUCAUAAUCACGCACCUCAAUGGGCUCAGCGUGGCUUAGGGCGUGGAAUGGAGAUUCUGGAUUGGUUGGAUCAAGUAACCUUUCCAAACGAGGCGAAGUUCGAGGAUUCAGAACAUGCUCGACGUGUUUACAGUUCGUGCGUCGACGGUUUCAUUAAGCAAGGCAUCACCACUGUAUCAUACUAUGGGUCUUUGCAUGGUGAAGCGACAAAGAUAUUAGCAAAUAUUUGUUUCGAAAAAGGACAGCGAGCUUUCGUAGGGAAAUGCAAUAUGAACCGCAAUUCCCCUCCUUAUUACACAGAUACAUCCGCAGAAUCCUCUCUUGAAGUUACGAAGGACUUUAUUUCUUACGUUCGACACAUCGACCCCAAUUUUGAUUUGGUCAGCCCUGUCCUUACUCCUCGAUUUGCAAUUUCUUGUACCGAUGAGCUUCUUGCGGGCAUUGGACAGAUAGCGCAAGCCGAUCCUACAUUACCCAUCCAAACUCAUUUUUGCGAGGCAGAGUCCGAAAAAUCUACUACGUUAUCUCUUUUCCCAUCGUUUACAAACGAAGCGGAUCUAUAUGAAAGUUUCAACCUCCUCUCUAAGCGUUCCAUUCUCGCACACUGUACCAUAAUGACAGACUACGAGAUAGAGCGUAUUGCUGCACUUGAUUGUGGGGUAGCACAUUGUCCAAUCUCUAAUACCACGGUUGGUGGUGGAUUCAUGGCAGCACCAAUUCGCGAAUACCUUCGUCGUGGUAUCAAGGUUGGUCUAGGAACUGACAGUGGCGGUGGAUUCUCUUCCUCAAUCUUGGAUGCUAUGCGACAAGCUUUCAUCGUAUCUAAUGCGAAAGAUUUCCUCACUAAAGGUGCUGAUCCAAGGUUGUCACUGGCUGAAUGUUUCUAUCUUGCUACGCUUGGUGGUGCUCGAGUUUGUUGUCUGGAUCAUGAGAUUGGCGACUUUUCCAAUGGAAAACAGUUUGAUGCUUUGAUUAUCGACACGAAAAGAGAUGGAGCAAUGACUAUUGUUGAUGACAAAGAUACACUUCCAGUUCUUUUUGAGAAAUUUUUGAUGAGUGGAGACGAUCGAAAUAUUGUCGAGCCGCCCGACAUGUGUACCCCACGUGUCGCAGGCACCAAUGCUACAAUGACUUUGCACUUUUGUUCUCUUCACACUCUUCAGUCUCCACGUUUUCUUGAGACCCUCCAGCCCUCCAAAGCACCCAUAACUGCCUCCAAACUUCCGCCGCUCAGGAUCUUAUGCCUGGGUGACUCUCUCACAGAAGGCUAUUCGCAAUUCGGUACUAAAUUCUCCCCGUAUAGCAAAUGGAUGAAAGAAGUUUUGGUGGCAAAAUGGCCUGAUAGAGCAAUUGAGGUUAUCACAGAUGGAGUAAGCGGAGAUCUAGUUACUCCGCCUGGAGGAUUCAAGAGAAGAAUGGAGAGGCAUUCUUACAAUAGACCCGUCCAAACUCUCUACGCCGUUUUUGAGACACUCAUAUUUACACCCCUUAGCAACUCUUCGAAGGUUUUGAUUAUGACGGUUCCUGAAUGUCAUGUGAGAGCUAAGGUUUUAGACGAGAAGAGAGAGGAGUUAAAUGAUAUGUUGGUUUAUACUUUGGGGAGAAAGGAUAACGUUAGUACAUUUGAUCUCCGCGGCGCAAUGCCCUACCACAACAUGGAAUUGGAAAAACGAGAACGUCUCUGGGACGAUGGGUUGCAUUUCACAGAGGAAGGAUAUAAGGAGAUAGGAAUCAUGGUGGGAGAGAAAAUGAUCCAGGUUAUUGAGGAGAUGAUACCUGAGAAGGAGAUUUCACUGUCCGGAAAGGGGACUAUGGGAAUUGAGUAA
Molecule: messenger RNA, 2082 nt
Organism: Botrytis fragariae
Lineage: Eukaryota; Fungi; Ascomycota; Leotiomycetes; Helotiales; Sclerotiniaceae
Product: putative guanine deaminase protein
Exons: 5
Coding region: 1-2082 (693 amino acids)
Biological process (GO): guanine metabolic process
Cellular component (GO): cytosol
Molecular function (GO): zinc ion binding; guanine deaminase activity
Source: RefSeq, a predicted model, not a curated record